This is a messenger RNA of Morchella sextelata, 1656 nucleotides long. RefSeq lists its product as uncharacterized. The transcript is spliced from 7 exons. NCBI's taxonomy places the organism in Eukaryota, Fungi, Ascomycota, Pezizomycetes, Pezizales, Morchellaceae. Gene Ontology annotation, molecular function: hydrolase activity, acting on ester bonds. The record is from RefSeq and is a predicted model, not a curated record. Bases 1 to 1656 code for a protein of 551 amino acids.
AUGGAUUUCUCGACUUUGUCGAAUUCAGAACUGUAUUGGAAUCCUUGGUCCAGUACAGAGCAGUCUACCAUAAUUGCAACCGAGCAGCCAAUACGCACGGAGCCAGAAACUACCGAGAAUAUCUCUACAACUACUACAGUCGAUACAGAGGCGGUAGUACAAGAUGGCGACGCUAGUAUCAAACCUGAUGACCCUCCUCCUCGAACAGUUGAAGAAAAAGAAGAAGAACAUAACAUCACAACUGUAGACCUACCUCCUCAAAAGGAUGCAGAAGAACAACCCAUCGAUGAUGUGACCCCACCUCCUCAGGAGAUCCAAGAGCCAACCCCCGAACCCAUGGACCCGCCUCCCCUAGAGGUUAAAGUAGAGGCACAUAUCUCUCCACCGACACCUCCAUCCCCGCCGCCCCAGAAAAAACCCUUUGUAGGGAUAAAAUCUUUUCGAGUCCAAGGCAUCCCUAAAUCCUGGGCCGAAGACAAAUUCGCCCAUUACCUCGCUUCUCAAGGCAUCGACCCCCAGAACUUUACCGCCUCACUCUAUCCCUCCUGCUCCGGCGCUGACGUGAGUCAAACCGCGGUUCUGAACCUGAAGCUGCAGGGUCCACCGCCGGAGCUCGUCAAGCCUGUGGUGGAGAAUGGGAAUGAAUCAGUAUUUGUGGAUGUGCCGGAACAUGUAGCUGGUGAAAAGGGCGUGCAGUUCGAGAUUGACACACAUUUUUACGAUUUGACGCCUUUGAACACCCCAGAGGAGGAACAGGAUAUCGUUGAUAUCGUUGCUGUGACAGGCCUUGCAGGGCAUGCAUAUGGCUCUUGGAAGAGCCGGAAGACACAGAAGAUGUGGCUUCAGGACUUCCUUCCGAUUGAGCCUGAUAUUCGACGAGUUAGGAUAAUGACCUAUGGGUAUAAUACCAAGCUUAUCGAGAAUACAGUAGAUGAUGGGAUGGUGGAUUACCGGCGGCAUUUCAUCCAGCAAUUGACCAAUUCGAGAGAUUCACCUGAGAAAAAAUCGAGACCAAUCAUCUUCAUUGGACACAGCUUAGGUGGUAUUCUGAUAGCACAGGCGUUGGUACAUUCGAAGAAUAUCCAACAUAGCCGACAUAUCCUUGACGCAACCCACGCCGUUAUAUUUUUUGGAACCCCACAUAAGGGUCUUAAGGUCUCGCAGCUAGAAGACAUGAUACAAGACAUAGAGAAGAACUCGGAUUCGACACGACUCCAUCUUCUCUCGCAACUAAAAGAGAGCUCACAGUCGCACUGGUUAGAGGAACAGCGUGAUCACCUUGCUGAUGUGUGGGCGAAUAUCGGGAUUGUUAGCUUCUAUGAGACGGAGACAACACCAACUGUUGCGAAGUCUGAAUCGGGCGUGUAUGGGCGCUUUGGGGAAGAAGUAGAAAUGGUGACGAGAGUGUCUGCACAGAUGGGAUUUCCUAAUGAGUUUAGAAUACCUAUUGGACGGAGCCAUACGGAGAUGGUGAAAUUCCCGUCAAAGAUAGAUCCGGCAUAUCGAUCUCUGGUAUCACAUGUUGUCACUUUCCUACACGAGAUUAAGUCAAUCCAAGAUAGGAAAAGAUCAAUCAAGAAAUUUAAAGGUCGCGAUCGUAAGGCGGAGCGGGAUUUUCUUAAAAAUUUGGCUGUAAACCUCUUGUUGAAGCGGUGA